Messenger RNA from Cyanistes caeruleus (blue tit), 275 nucleotides. The record is from RefSeq and is a predicted model, not a curated record. NCBI's taxonomy places the organism in Eukaryota, Metazoa, Chordata, Aves, Passeriformes, Paridae.
AUGGGGCUGCCCCACACCGCAGGGAUCCUGGAGGUUCUGUACUGUGUCCUGAUCGAGAGCCCCGAGGUGCUCAACAUCAUCCAGGAGAAUCACAUCAAGUCCAUCAUCUCCCUGCUGGACAAGCACGGCCGCAACCACAAGGUGCUGGACGUGCUGUGCUCGCUGUGUGUCUGUAACGCCGUGGCCGUGCGCUCCAACCAGAACCUCAUCACCGAGAACCUGCUGCCCCGCCGCGACCUCCUGCUGCAGACCGGCAUGGUCAACUACGUCACCAG